Molecule: messenger RNA, 2669 nt
Organism: Chrysemys picta bellii (western painted turtle)
Lineage: Eukaryota; Metazoa; Chordata; Testudines; Emydidae
Source: RefSeq, a predicted model, not a curated record
AUGGGUGACUGGAGUUUCUUGGGGAACAUUUUAGAAGAAGUGAAUGAGCACUCCACAGUCAUCGGAAGAGUCUGGCUCACGGUGCUCUUCAUUUUUCGAAUCCUGAUUCUGGGAACAGCUGCCGAAUUUGUCUGGGGAGAUGAACAGUCAGACUUUGUAUGCAACACCCAGCAGCCUGGUUGUGAGAAUGUCUGCUACGAUGAGGCCUUCCCUAUCUCCCACAUCCGGCUCUGGGUCCUGCAGAUCAUCUUUGUCUCUACCCCUUCACUGGUGUACGUGGGGUAUGCUGUGCAUCAUGUGCGGAUGAUGGAGAAGAAGAGAGAGAGGGAGCGGGCAGAAAGGCAACAGCAAGCUGAGAUGGAUGAAGAGAGGCUACCCCUGGCUCCAGACCAAGAGAGCACCAGGAACACCAAUGAAAUCAAUCCCAAAGGGGGCAAGAAGUUCCGACUGGAGGGAACACUCCUGGGAACCUACAUUUGUCACAUCAUUUUCAAAGCCAUUUUCGAGGUGGGGUUCAUAGUGGGCCAGUACUUCUUGUAUGGCUUCCGAAUUCUGCCCCUGUACCGCUGUGGCCGGUGGCCCUGCCCCAACCUUGUGGACUGCUUUGUAUCCAGGCCCACUGAGAAGACAGUCUUCAUUAUGUUUAUGCUGGCUGUGGCCUCAGUAUCCCUCAUCCUCAACCUUGUGGAGAUCAGUUACUUGAUCUUGAAAAGGAUCCGCCUGGUUUUCAGGAGGCCAACAGAAGAACAACUGAGGGAGAUCCCAGAGAAGCCCCUCCACUCCAUUGCAGUCUCUUCUAUUCAGAAGGUCAAGGGCUACAAGCUGCUGGAGGAGGAGAAGCCAGUGUCCCACUAUUUACCUCUGACGGAAGUGGGGGUAGAAGCUGGUCCCCCUCCAUCUUCUUUCAAAGACUUGGAUGAGAAGCUUGGUAUGGGGCCCUUGGAAGACCUAUCCAGGGCCUUUGAUGAGAGGUUGCCAUCCUAUUCUCAAGCAGAAGAGCAGAAAGAGGAGAAGGUAGAAGCAGGGGAAGAGGAGCAGGAGCAAGAAGAAGAGGAGGAGCAGCAGGAACCAGAAGAAGAGCUGGAGACAGAGAAGGUGGUAGAGGAGCAGGAGCCACCAGGAGAGGAACUGCCUUCAGUGCCUACUGAACUGACAGCUGAUACGAGACCUCCCAGCAGGCUAAGCAAAGCCAGCAGCCGGGCCAGGUCAGAUGAUUUGACUGUAUAAGGGUGUGGGGAGCAACUACACACACACAAAAAAUCACAGAUGUUUUUAAACAAAGCGCUCAAAUGGUCAUUUGAAUAUUUCCUAUUGAGAUUCUCAGCUGGAAAGGUGCUAUCAUCGUAACUGCACCUUAUCUGUCCUGUAUGUCCCAUGGCUGGUGCUAGCUAUCAUGUAACAUACUCAAAGGAACGGUUUCUUUUUUUCCAGAUGCCAGCUUACUACUCCCAGUACCUAUGCUAUACACAGCACUGAAACAUUUUAAAAACUAAAACAGGAAGAAAAAACCCCCACAAAUGUAUCCAUUGUGAUUGCACGUGCUGACAGUUUUAUGUUCCACAUUUCACUAGAGAUGUGGGAGACUGGCUCUUUCAGACAGUAUCUGACUGAAGGGUUGAAAAAUAGCUAUCUUUGGGUAUUUCUUACUCUGUUUUAGCCUGUGGCAUACUGACAUUGGUCCUCCCUUCAUUGCUGGCAUAGAAUUGCAAUUAUUUAAUUCACAAAAAAGGAUCCUGUGUUUAAUAUCAUGAAACUAGAUCAAAAUAUUAUUGCCAAAAUGGCCUUGCUUUGUUUGUGAAUGCAAAUUUCAGUUGUUUAUAAAUACCUUCCCAGCAUCCCCUUUGUUAGAAACAUUCCUGCUCUACAAGUGACCUUGAUAACAGAAAAGAUUAAAGCUAGUUUCUUGUUAGAAUUUAGCAGAUGCCCACAAAUGGAUUAUUUAUUCCCAACAGGGUCAUUUUAGCCAAAGGUGUUUGUCAAACUGGGGAAAAGAGUAAAUUAAAGUAAGAUUGGUUGCUAAGUGGGGUGACUUGAGGUGUGGAAAUUGACUUAGCAAAGGAGUGACGGGAAGGCAUCUGUAAGUAGAACAGCUACAGCACAUAGAGCACAAUGCCCAAGGUAAGGCUCCCAGUCCUGUAUUUGCAGCUUGAUUGUGAAAGGUGCUUCCUUCUUGCAACUCCCAGGGAGUUAUGGGCACUCAGCAAGUCUGAGAGAGAGACUUGGACACUCAGGUUGGCAUUUAGGAGCCUAAAAUGUGGAUUUUGGUGGCCAAGUGACUGCUUAAACACCCAAAUGCAAAACUGGUUGACCCAAUUUAAGUGCCUAAGUUUGAAAAAUAGGCCCUUAGUUUGAGUGAUGUAACAAUAGUCAUUAGACAUCCUGCUUUGUUGCUAAUUUGAUAAGAAACUCCAUUUGCAAGAGGCUUCCAAUACUCUACUUAGCUACUGAACACAAAUGAAUAUAAAAAGGCUAUUUCAAAGGAUCAGUAAUAGAAAAUAUUUGUGCCCAGAGGACUAAAUGAAUGCCAUAGAGCUCCAGCAAAGUCCGUUUGGUUUCAAAAGAAAUGAAGAAGAAAGAAAAUCCAUUUUCUGAGUGUGUAAUUGCUAAUGUUAAAAAUGUCCACAGAUUUCUAGCUUUAGGGCCACAAAAGUCUCUCUUUGGCUGGGACA